UCUGUNCAUGCCGGCCGACUGCCAGGAAGUAGGCUAUGGAAGUACUGGGCCAAAAUACAAUGACUCGACAUACACUGUGACCCAAAAAGAUAUGAAAAAUGACAAAUGGCUUCCGAAAUCUAGUGGUAUGGUAGAAAUCGCUAGUGACAGUGGUGAAGGGAUUAUAAAUAUUAAACCCAAUAAUUCUGCCGAGUCACUGCAAUUUAAAAUUCUUGCGUUCGAUAGCUCCUACUAUACCGUCGAUUACAAUUGCGUCAACAUAAACAGCAACUACAGAAGAGAAAUACUAUACGCGAGGAGCAGGUACAGAAGCUACACAGAAAAGGAAGCUAAACUAAUUGAUGAGGUCCUUAAAGAGAACGGCCUGGCCGAUAUAAAAAGGACAUACGCUAUUCAAGAGGUAAUACCCUGCUCAUUGUAAAAAAUAGUUACAUUCAUGAUUUAAUAAUAAAUCUGUUGGAAAUGUG
Agrilus planipennis (emerald ash borer) is the source of this 467-nucleotide messenger RNA. RefSeq lists its product as uncharacterized. The record is from RefSeq and is a predicted model, not a curated record. Lineage: Eukaryota; Metazoa; Arthropoda; Insecta; Coleoptera; Buprestidae. The transcript is spliced from 2 exons. The coding region runs from base 8 to 421 and encodes 137 amino acids.